AUCAAAUCAAUGGAAGGCGUAUUUUUAUUGUGAAUCAAGCAGUUAUUUUACUUAUUCUCAUAGAAACCAACCUCGUAAUAUUGAAAAAUGUUUCCAAAGUAUGUCUUACUUACCUUCCUUGCCGUCUGUGCUUGUUUAGUUUCCGGUCAGUCCUACGAGGAUAAGAGAUGCAAGUGUGUGUGUCCGAGCCCAGCGGCCGUGCUCAACAACACCGCAGGCUCGGACCGCAAACUGUACAUUGCAAAUGUACCUCCAAAUAAAUGCAACUGUGAUGGUGUGAUCCUGCCGCGGGUGGGCGAGGAGGUGAAGGGACGGGAGCAGGAGUUUUGUCCGCGCUGCGAAUGCAAAUAUGAGAACAGGAACACCACAAUCAUCAAAGUGGUGGUGAUAAUCGUGAUAUGGGUGAUCAUGCUGCUGGUGGUCUACAUGGGCUUCCUCAUCUGCCUCGACCCGCUCAUCAACAAGAGGGCCAAGGCGUCCUACCAGGAGCACACCAAUGAGGAGGAUGAGUCGUCGUCGGUGGGACCCCCCCUGGCGGCCAUGGGCGCCCGCGGGAACGUGCUCAACCGAGUCACUCACCAGCAGGACAAAUGGAAGCGACAGGUGCGUGAGCAGCGUCGCAACAUCUACGAUCGCCACACUAUGCUGAACUAGGGACAGGCCCCGCAACUUGCGGAGAAUUCGUGUUGAAUACAAAAUUGUGACAACCCUGGACCCUACUCGAGCGCCAUGAGACCGCUGCAGUGUUUAAUUCGUGUUGAAAAGAUUUGUGACAACCCUGAGUCCUUCAGUGCGCAAGUCUCAUCCGCUGCAGUGUUUAAUAUUGUGUGUUGAAGGCGGUUUAGACUUUAGCUGUGUUAUUAUUAAAAAAACCUGUUUAAUGGGCGUUUAAAUCAAAAUUUUACACUUAGCAUGUGUCUGAGUUUUUAUGGUAAGGCCCUAGAUAUUGCGAUUGCAUAUCUUUUAAUCACCAUGUCACAUGAAUUAGAUAUAUUAUUAUUAUGUCACUAUAAAUUAUUAAGAUCUUCGGCUGCAAUCGAAAUUCUUACUGCUUUACCUAUUCAAACAUAAAAGGUAAUUUUUACAGUAUAAGUCUAAAUUAAUUUUACUCAUUUGAGGCGCAUAUGGGUGUCAAAUAAAAUAAUUACGUAGGAUCUAAAUCUUGUAGUAAUUUUAAGGAAUGAAAAUAUAGUAGUUAUACUAACUUUGUAUCUAGAUGUAGAUAAUAUUACAUAAUUUUUAAUUUAUAUAGCCUUUGAUGUAUAUUUUAGAAUGUUGUUUUUUCAGUAUUUUUAAACUGUUCUGCUUAUGUGUAUAAAAUGAUCAUUUUCAUGUGAACUAUACUUAAUAAAAUAUCAUAUAUAAUCAAUA
Molecule: messenger RNA, 1371 nt
Organism: Plutella xylostella (diamondback moth)
Lineage: Eukaryota; Metazoa; Arthropoda; Insecta; Lepidoptera; Plutellidae
Cellular component (GO): lysosomal membrane
Source: RefSeq, a predicted model, not a curated record